Molecule: messenger RNA, 12576 nt
Organism: Armigeres subalbatus
Lineage: Eukaryota; Metazoa; Arthropoda; Insecta; Diptera; Culicidae
Product: longitudinals lacking protein, isoforms A/B/D/L
Exons: 8
Coding region: 208-2013 (601 amino acids)
Biological process (GO): regulation of transcription by RNA polymerase II
Cellular component (GO): nucleus
Molecular function (GO): protein binding
Source: RefSeq, a predicted model, not a curated record
CUUGGCUGCUCCGUCAGUAGCGCAGUUGUGGGUUCUUCUAGUCGGUCGUCAUUUUCGCUUGCUCAAAGUGAGUUGGGGAAGAGAACCAAGUGGACGCCAUUGUGAAAAUUUGUGAAGAAAUUCGAGUGAAGUUUAGUAUUAAAUUUGUGAUAUUAAAUGAAGACUGUGCUAAUUAAGAAUCAACAACAAUAAACAGCAACCCCAAAAAUGGAUGAUGAUCAACAGUUCUGUCUCCGAUGGAACAAUCACCAGAGCACACUUAUCUCCGUGUUCGAUACACUUUUGGAGAAUGGGACGUUAGUUGAUUGCACAUUGGCGGCUGAAGGAAAGUUUCUGAAAGCACACAAAGUCGUUCUCUCGGCGUGUAGUCCGUAUUUUGCGGCACUACUUUCACAACAAUACGACAAACACCCUAUAUUCAUACUCAAAGAUGUAAAAUUUCAAGAACUACGUGCCAUGAUGGACUACAUGUACCGUGGUGAAGUGAACAUUUCGCAAGAUCAGCUUGCGGCACUUCUCAAAGCGGCCGAAUCCUUGCAAAUCAAGGGCCUGUCGGAUAAUCGAAGUUCGUCCGCCGCGCCAUCACAACAAAAGCAGGCACAAAACGAAGCUGCGGCAACGAAGUCGCUCGUAGCACCUGUGGUACCUGCAAACAAGGCAUCGGGCUUAACGAUCGAAAACAAAAGGCCUUUGAAGUCGGAUAUAUUAGAAUCAGAUGUAUCCGGAUCUCGGGAAGGCUCCGUCAGCCCUACGUUAAGGAAACGUAAAAAAAUUCGACGGAGAAGUGUUGAUAACAAUAAUCUUAUAGAUAAUCAUGACCAGCAUUCAAAUUCCUCAUCACAUUCUAUGCACACAUCUUCGCAACCUCAACCGCAGCCAUUGACGUCGUCAGUUAUACCGACGAACAACACCGUUGCUACCUCCAUUUUAUCAUCAGCUACAACACCCUCAAAUAGUUCGAAUGUAUUGUCCACUCCCGUUGUUGCAGUUUCUGCAGCGGCAGCUGCUUCUACAAAAAAGACUGAUCCCGUUCAACAGCAGCAAGUCGCCGAAGCUUUAAAGUUACAGCUGGUAAAGCAUCAAAGUCAGCAGCAGUCGGUCCAGCAACAGCAACUGCAACAAACUCAGCAGACAGACGAUGAAGAACGAAGCAAUGCUGAACACGCUGAAGGACUAGAUGAUCAAGACUCGGACAAUGACACGGACGACUCUCAACGUCCUUCACGUGGAGGACCGGCUGAAGCUCAGGACGUAAAAACAAUCAAUCAAUCCGAACUAAUGAUUGAACCGAAAAAUGAGUAUGACGAUGGUCAAGAUGAAAAUGUCGAAGAUUUAACUCUGGAUGAGGAAGAAUUAUUGGAUGAUUUGGAUCAAGCAGGACCCAGUCAUGGUGGAGAAGGCUCUAGUCAAAGUUAUGCCCAAUGGCAAAUGGAUCGAGAACACAAUGAAGCGUUUAUGGCUGCUCAAGACGCAGUCGGUGGACAACAUCGAGAUGCGCAAGCGGAAGAUUUAAGCAUCACAAAGAUUGGUGGUCUGACAUGGGAUCAGUUGGAUGCACGCCUUGCAAUGCCGCUGUUAUCGUCGAGCGGAGCGAUGCCCCUUAUGACUACAUUUCGAGAAGGGGCACUGCCACUAAUCUUUCCACGAGACCUUUCAAUAAGCCCUGUCGAUUCGAAAGCAGGGUUACUUGGUGUCUCUAUUAAUAGCGGCUGUGGAAAUUCCAGUCUAAUUGCGAUGGAUGCCAACGGUGGUAGCGCAGGUGGUUUUGCUUGUCCGGAUUGCGGCCGCGUUUACAAAUUAAAGUCGUCUUUGCGUAAUCACCAGAAAUGGGAGUGUGGCAAGGAACCUCAAUUUCAGUGUCCUUAUUGUGUAUACCGCGCAAAACAGAAAAUGCAUAUAGGGCGACACAUGGAGCGUAUGCAUAAAGAACGCUUUUUCAAACUAGAAGAUGACAAAGUGGUUGCAAUUGAAGAUCCAACAAAUAUGCCAUUGGAUCUAAACAGUACGGUUUAGGCAACACAGCGGUAAAGAAAUCGAGCAUAAUGUACAAUCUAAUAUAUAAAUCUAAUAGUAAAAAGUGCAUAAAACAGUGAUAUUACAAAAAAGUAAAACAGUUUUAUUUAUAUUGAGUACGUUACAUGUCUUCCACAGAAAUAUUGUCAUUAUAUUGUUUAAAAGGGUGACUUUAAAGCAGAAGUUUAUCAUUCCAAAUAACAAAAAUUGUAAGAACAUUCCAGAUAUAUGUAUUUAAAAAAAAAUCACAAACUCAAUGAUAAUUCAUUCCAACAGAAAAUAAUAGAUAAAAAAACAUCAAAACAAAUGUUAUUAACUUAGCUAUUGUUCUGUGUGUUUCAUGGGCAGGUCAUGUUUGAACACAGUAUUCUGUAUUCCAUCAUAGUAAAGAGAAAGCACAAAGUGCAUUCUCCGUUGCUUCGAAGUUCAAGUUGAAAUUGUAUAGGUUAAGAAAAGCAUCAAAGACAAGACUCAACGAAAAAACUGCAUUUGUUCUAACCAUUAACCACAUAUCAAGGUGAUAGCAAGCGAUUCUUUCGGGAGAGUUGUUAUUAUUCAUACAUAUAAAGGGUAAAGUUCUAUUAUGACGAUCGGCGUUCUAUAUUUUAAUAUAAUGUUUCAAUAUUUAAACCAAGAAGGUAAUGAUUAGCUUGAAGAGUGGUACAAUUUCCUAGAGUUCCAUUUUCAAGAUUGUGAUUUAUCGAAAUGAACAUUUCCUUGUGAAAUUCUGGUUAAUGCUAUUUGAGCAAUGGACUUGUUGGAAAUGUCAUACCACUGUAUCAAUUAAUAUACAUAAAAAGCAACAAACUACAGUUUUACCAUGUUUUUUCAUCGAAGGAACAUAUUGAAGGUCGUAUGGCCGUACAAGGCAUUCCCCUCCCAACAAUUACACAACCGUGUGGAAUUUGUCAUACUGUUACCGAUUUGUUUUGCAUAUAAAAAUAUUCAUGAGAAUGUAUGCGGACCAUAUUAUACAGACUAAUAUAAAAACAACGUCUUACCUCAAUGAUAAUUUAAUGUAAUAUUACCUUUCGUUUGGCUUAGGUAUAGAAUAUAUACGUUUAAACAAAAUAUAUAUAUAUAUAUAUAUACACAUAUGUAAGAAAAAUAACAAGUUAUUUUAGUUAUAUGUUUCCUACCACAUGUGCCUUUAAGUAAUAUUAUUACACAACAUAUUAGUAAGACAAGAAACAUAAAUGAUGUGUACAAAAUAUUUAGCGCUACGUAUAAAUAUGUUAUGCUUUCUACUUUAUUUCAAUCAAUCGUUUGUGAGAUAUUUUAUAUUUUAUAAAAAAAAUUAUCAUGAGUUUACUUGUUGAGCUGGUAUAAGAAAUUUUUUUUACUUCUGUGAACAGGGUGAGAGAAAGCUGCUUAAGCAGCUUAAAUAUCAUACACUGGCCGGCAUAAUACCGUGCCCACUUAGCGUUUUUCAGACAAAAUGGUCAACUUUGGAGCUCUAGAUCUCGGUUGCCCGUGAACCGAUUUUGCUGACAAUUUGACCAGAGCCCAGUUGUAACUUGAAUUUUACCAUAUCAAAAACCAUAUUGAUUCAUAGGCUAAAAAAAUAUUAAACUGACACAAAAUGAUUUUUCCAAAAAAAAAAUGUUUUUUGGCUGAGCAUGUCAUCAGUCUACAAAAAAUUAAAAAUAUUAAAAAAAUAAAUCUUUGCCAAAAAAAACAUUUUUAUAUUACCGCAUUAAUGUUUAUUAUGUGAAUCAAUAUCUAGAGCUCCCAAGUUGACCAUUUUAUAUGGAAACCGGUCAGUGGGCACUUUAUUAUGGCUACCAGUGUAUAUGCGUAUACAUACAUAUACUUACGUAUAUACUGUCGUUAUACGCAUAAGAGUAGACGCGACCGCGCGAUGCUACGCGACAGAGCAAUUUGACAAUUAUUCAUUGAUAAUAAUUGUUAUUCCUUUAUGUGAAUCGCGUCGCGUUUGGCUUCACUUUGGCAGGCACCUGAGAUUCCCGUGUACACACGAAUCCCAGCAAACAUGGGACAAAUAUGACGGCGGUAUACUAUAGUUAUACGCAUAGUUGUCCCAUGUUUGCUGGUAUUUCCCAUGUCCAUGGGACAUUUAUGCGUAUAACGGAAGUAUAUGUUUAUACAAAUAUGUAGUGUUUGUUCAUUCUACCACAGAAGCUAAUUGAACAGUGCCAAUUAUCCCAUAAGUGUGAACAAAAUUGUAAUUAUAUUUUAGUUCAUUUAUUGACCAGGUAGACUAAUUUCAAUUAUUCAUUUCAGACAAAGGUUGCAGUGGCAUUUGCUGCUCAUAAAAGUUAUCUCCAAUCCACUUGGGUCUAUGCUGCAUGUCGCCAACCAACUAGAUCGCGCUAGUUUAAAUCAUAUCAACCUUAUUAUAUGCUGGCCUGUAAGCUGGUCGCAUAAAAAUGUAUAGUUUCAUUAUCAACUUUUUAUUGAAGACAACAAACACUAGUACAGUGGAUCAACCUUUUGCCAGCACUACCGCGCUCGUAUAUAGCUUUGUGCAUUUUGCAAGUAUUUUUUUAUUAUACAUACCUUUAAAAUAUAUUUUGGAAAUAUGAAAACUGAUCGUCGCCUCAAUAGACAUGGUAUUGUAACAAUGAAUAUAAGUUGUCGUAGUUGAAUUCGGACAUUUUGAAAGUUAAAUUCUCUAUUGAAAAUAAUAGUUCUAUCCUUUCACUCAUUGCAACCUACAUACUUCAAGUCGGUUUGUGGUUGCGCAUUCAACCUACUUCGAGUCACUCGUAACAGAUUCGAAGUUGAAGAGGCUGUCAGUUUUGGAGCAAAAUUAAAACAUUAGCGUCCAUUGAGAACAGAACCUGAACUUUUAGUAACUUUACAGCUCUUUGUUGACGAACAACUCGAGCAAGUCAAAGCAACUUCAAUUUACUUCGAGCUUACAUUUUACGGAUUUGAUGACAUGUGAUUGGGCACGGUCUACUGAAAAACAUGUGGUGUAUUAUUUUGCGAAUAAUAUAGAAGCCAUCUUGUGAGAAUUAGAGAUAUUUUUCAUUAUCUUCAUUCAAAUAUUUGGUGCACAUAGCUAAUAUAGUGUUGCAAUAUAGCGUUCUUAAUGUUGGUACACAACCCUUAUGAUUUCGAUAUUUGCAGAAUUAAGAAUUAAGCGUGGUCACAGUGUCACUUGACUUGGCUGACUUGGCUGAAAUGGACCGAUAGGUCUGCGCCAAACGAGAAAAAGAAAGAAAGAAAGAAGAAAACGUGGGGCACAGUGUCACAGUAGCACAGCAUUUCCCAUGUUACUAUUUGAAAGCUUUUCUAUGCCCGCUUUUGCAUAAAUAUGUAUCUUGUGUGGCAAGCACAAUGAGGGGCCCUAUUUAGCCGUGCGGUAAAACGCGCGGCUACAAAGCAAGACCAUGUGAGGGUGGCUGGGCUCUUUUCCCGGUGCUGGUCUAAGGAAUUUUCGGAUUGGAAAUUGUCUCAAUUUCCCUGGGCAUAAAAGUAUCAUUGUGUUAGCCUCAUGAUAUACGAAUGCAAAAAUGGUAACUUGGCUUAGAAACCUCGCAUUUAAUAACUGUGGAAGUGCUUAAUGAACACUAAGCUGCGAGGCGGCUCUGUCCCAGUUUGGGGAUGUAAUGCCAAUAAGAAGAAGAAGAAGAAGAAGUGGCAAGCACAAUAGAUGCAUUAUUACUUUAUAUCAUAUUAGGAGAAUGUAGGGCAAGAUGUUCAUAUGGAGCAAGUAGGCCAACCUGUUUUUUGUAGGUAAUCAUAUUGAAAUAUGCUAAUAUUUUAAAAACCACGAUAGCUACUUGCAAACAACAUGGGCUUUUACUUUAGGACCAAGUUAAGGUUUCAAGUUAGAAUAAAUGUUUUCUAAUAAUUCUUCUAACUUUUUGCAAUGCAUGCAGGUCUAUCCAUAUUACGAAAAAUAAAAACAUUCAAAUUUUAUCCAUGUGAUUGAUAGAUAUCGAUAAAUCGCAUGGAUAGAAUUUGAAUGUUUUCAUUUCGAAAUACGGGAGAAUACCAAAAGAUUGACAUAAUUUGAUAUGAGACAAGCAGGGGAAAAUGAUCAUAUAACAUUUGAAAAAUCCAUUUAGAUUUGUUUACGAGAUAAUCCAGGACCACCCACAACCAAAAAGUUGAUUCGGAGCUAGUUAGCAAUCAGCAAUGUAUCAUUGAUUAGGGUGAUCAUCUUGCCCCGUAUUCCCAUAAAUUAAAAUAAAAUGCGUGAAUUUUGACAUACACUACUUUUUAUCAAGUGAUAAAACUUGUAGUUUGAAUAGUCUAUAAAAAGAAAAUAUUGAUAUGCAAAAUACUUGCAUUUUUGAAAAUUAAGCUGCACUAGGCAUAUAUGCUGGAAUUAUCUGGGAAUGAAUUCUCUGCGGUAAGAUGUGCGGCUACAAAGUAAGACCAUGCUGAGGAUGACUGGUUCGAUUCCCGGGUAGGGUCCUUAUGAUAUAAGUGCAAAAAUUGUAACUUGGCUUAGAAACCUCGCAGUUAACAACUGUGGAAAAGCUUCAUGAACACUAAGCUGCGAGGCGGCAUGGUUCCAGUAGGGGAUGUCAUGCCAAUGAAUAUGAAGAAGAAUUCUCUUUUUCUAAGUGGUUCGAACUUGGUAUGUAUCAAAGUGCCUGAAUAUAAAAGUGGCGCCAUACUGCUACCUUUGAAAACCUUGUGUUUUAUUUGGGCAACCGAUUUGGCAAACGCGCUGUUCAAAUUUUGACAUGGCGUCUCUUUGUUAUUAAUCCAGCCCAGUGGCGUAGCCAGAAAAUUGGUAUGGGACGGGUCUUCCGAACAGUUUAAAAAAAAAUUCUUCUAAAAAUUUUGUCUGUCAUAAAAUUAGCCUCCCAAAAUAUUUAUAAUUCCAAACAUUUGGCCUUUGUAAAUAUACUGGUCUAGUAACUGGACAGAAUAACAUAGAGAAACAUUGAACAUCACUUGAACAUAUCUGUCGUUUAUUGAGAGAGAAAUUUCAGAAUAUCUGUUCUGCUGCUGUACUACAUUGUGUAGACGAAGAACGGGACUUCUCAAUAUCGGCUGAUUUUAAACUCAAAGGGAUUAGGUCUACUUAUCUAGGGAAAGUGAUUGGUUUCAUAAACCACAUCAUCUCUGGAAGGAAACCGUCGUGGCAAAUGACCUGUAAAUUUGUGGUUGCUACUACCAUUGGGCGUAUUCUAUGAGUAGAAUGACGUAACGUGAGUCGAUUUAAGCUAUUUCGUGUUGGUCAUAUGUCGAAUUUCCCGAACCCCGUAAAGUAUGGUACGUGCACGGUAUCAGUAAGGGUCUACAUGAAACAAAAAUUAAAGGCUUGGAUAUUUCAACAAAUGACAGCCCUCUAAAGGAUUUAUUUUUAUUUUAUUCUAUUGUUUGUAUCCAAAUAAAUACCUGACUCAGUUUCAAUUCACAUACUGAAUCACAUUGUACAAAAAAAGCCCAGUACACUAGUUUUGCAACACAUAUUGUACAGUUAUUAACGAUGGAAGUCACAACGAUUUUUAUGAUUGAGAAAAACUGUCAACUAUGUGUUGAUUUGAGUCAAUGUCUAAUGUAAUGUGACUAAACCAGCAAUCGCAAAAACAAUCAGACCUUUGUUUAAUUGAAAUUCAUUCAUAGAAACGAUUCUACAGCUAUAAAUUUAUAAUACAAAUUCAUAUAUACUAAAUGAAGCCAUUGGAUUUCGAUCAAUGUAUUGUUAAACAAAGUUAAACAAAACGCAUAGAUCUGCAAAUCCACCAUACAUCACACUUAAAAAUUCAGCUUUUGUAAUUAACUAUUUGCAAGUGAGUCAAACUAAAUAGUUGUAGCAUGCCUGUUUUUGUCUAUGAAUUAUGUUAUAAUAAAAGCGCUGUAAUUAAUAAUUAUUUUCGAGCGUCUUAGGGGAAAAUGUUACACAGUUUUCCUUUUACUUCCACUAAUUUGUUUUUUUGUCGAUAAACAACACACUGAAGAUGUCCACAAGUAGUGGACGAAAUACGUAUUUGUGUAGACAUGAAAAAACAAAUUAGUGGAAGUAAAAGGAAGAUAUUUUUUUAAAACCAUAAAAGCGCUGUAGCUCGGAAUCUCUGAAUUCAGUAAAAAAAAGUUCAUAAAAAACUGUUUUUCGAUUCAACUGCAUCCUGCACUAGGAAGAAUAAUUCAAAUGCAUUACCAAUUCUUUAUGUUCCAAACGUAUUUUUUGUUUUAUUUUUAAUUGCCACCACUGUUCAAUGGCUGUCUGCAGAAUGAUUUCAAAAAUAGUAUGUUAAUUCGCGUAAACUCGUGUGUAUUAGGAAUUCCCUAUUUUUUAGGUAUUAGAUUUUAAUGAAAUUGUUAUUUUAAUGCCAUGUUGUUUUCACAAUUGUGUAUCGAGUAGUAAGUUACGUGAGUGCUCUAUAUAUUUUUACUCCGUUGGCGCCCCAUUUGUGAAGAAUCUAAGUUACUCAGAAACAAAAAUAGAACAACACUAUUGAAUUGCCAUCAAAGAACUUUCAAAACGUUCAUAAAACUUUUAACAAAUAGUAAGAUUUUUUUUAAGUGUAAUAAAUAAGAUAUUGAAACAUUUAAAUCCUGGUAUGGGCCUCAAACAAAAUCAGUAAAAAAAACAAAAUUACCAGUUGUUAAAAGACACAUUUGAAGUUAUGUUUUAGUCUAAUGAUUAACAAAUAUGAAUUUACUUUGUUGAGCCGUUUGAAAUACAUUUCCAUUUUAUACUGAAAUAUUAUGGCUAAGAAAAGUACAUUGUGAGAUCUUCUUCCAUAACAUUGAUGCAUUAUUAUUGGUCGUUUCAAUAAUGUUUCCUCCUAGUUAAAUUGUGUAGAUAUUCAUCAUUUAAUUGUAUUACCUUUGCAGGAUUUAUACUAGACUAUGACGAAAAUUAUGAUUAACAACAAUUUGUGUAUACAUUAUUCCACGUGUAGUGUGAGAUGUGGUAUUUUGAAUGAGGUCGAAUACUCCCAUUAGAGAUACUCGCCCCGAGUUGCGAUUAGAUACAACAAUUUCAUUCGUUCAAGUAACAUGUCGCGAACAUACUGCGUGCGUUUAUCUGACACUUGCUUUGUUUGUGGAUACCAUUCUGAUUGCUUAUGUACCACAUAAAUCAAAAUAUGUUGAUGGCUAAUAUGAGUUAAAAAAAAAGAGACAGAAUAGAACGUUCAGAUAAGCGCAAAAUUUGUCAAUUGUAAAUACCAAAACCUUCUUUUGCCGUGCGAUAGAAGGCGCGGCUACCAAGCAAGACCAUGCUGAGGGUGGCUGGGUUUGAUUCCCUGUCCCGGUCUAGGGAAUUUUCGGAUUGGAAAUUGUCUCGACCUCCCUGGGCAUAAAAGUAUCAUCGUGUUAGCCUCAUGAUAUACGAAUGCAAAAAUGGUAACCUGGCUUAGAAACCUCAGCAGUUAAUAACUGUGGAAGUGCCUUAUGAACACUAAGCUGCGAGGCGGCUCUGUCCCAGUGUGGGGAUGUAAUGCCAAUAAGAAGAAGAAGAAAUUCCAAAACUUAGCGAUUUCGUUCAGCCAGGUUUUGUCUAAAAAUCAGAAAGACAUUGAAUUGAAUAAUUUUAACGACUUUUCGUUGUGAUAGCCUAGCUCAACUUGAUGUCAAUUCCCAUACAUUCGAUUUUCUUUCUCCACUUUAACACGAUAAUUAAUAUGAUAAAUGGCCUAAUCUGAAUAGUAUAUACAAUAGUAUAAUUUUACAUGUCCCAAAUUAAACAUUUACUGACCGUACUAUAGAAACAAUAUGUUUAGCCUUUCAAUGAAACAUUUUAGACAAUUCUAAAAAUAAGCCUAUUCAGAUUACGCCGUUUAUGAUAAUAAAUAUCGUGUUAGUGAAGAAAGAAAAUUGAAUUUAUGGGGAUUGGCAUCAAGUUGUUCUUUAUCAUGAUAUUUAUUAUUAUAAAUGGCAUAAUCUGAAAAUGCUAUUAGAAAUAUGAGCCUGUAUGUAAUUUGAAUCAAAACGGUGCUUAGAUGAUGGCAAAAAGAGUCGAAUUUCGUGAACAAAUAAAAAUCUUGAUUGCGUAUUUUCGUGAAUCCUUCGUCUAAAACGGAUUAACUUUAUUUUGGAUAAACACAAUACCGAUUAAACAAAUGUAGAUAUACUUACUUAAAUACUAACGAUUAACAUGUUCUAAUCAGUUUUUUUUUGUCAUCUUGCAAACUUAUUUUUGAGGCUUGUUUUCCUGCACUAGCUGUGGUUUCUGUGCCAGUACAAGGUCUGGGAGGUCUGAAUCAAACGUUGUUCGCGCCUAUUGCCUACAUAAGAAUUCUUGUUUUGGUGAGGUAGGCUAACAUUUCCACCGUUCACCGUAGCCAUCACCGUCUUCCACAUUGAGACGAAUUCAAUGAGUAGAGUAGGUGAUGUGCAUAUUGCGUAUAUUCGCAUUCAAAAUAAUUUUGGCAAAGCUGUUCCAAGUGUUCUUACAUUUUCAAUAUUUAACAUAAAGAUCGUAAAAACAGGAAUAGCCAAGUUUGUGGGUUGAUUUCCUGCCUAAAUAUCUUAAUUAGAGUCAUGUUAAAAUAAAAUUUAGCAUGAUAUUGAAUUUGUUUUCAUUAGUUCUAGCGGUGCAAAGUCCAGCCAAAACAUAUUGGAAUCAAUUUUUCGCUGCUAGCUACACGUAACAGCUAUCUGUCGCAAGCUAAUAGUUCUGCAUUGCACAUUCCACAAUCUUAACUAUAUAAAGUCUAAAUUAGGCAUAUUUGAAAUAGUAGAGCCUGGAAGGUAAUAUGCUUAGUGAAGCAUAUCGUCCCGUGAUGCCGGGUGGACACAUUUUCGUGGUAUGUUAUGGAGUAAAAUCUACCACGCUGUCCACACUGUGCUCUAUUUCUUAAUAUUUUUGGGACACGGCAGGUAUUUUCGUCUGUUCGUCAUAGUCUCGAAAACCAAUAAAAAAGACGUUUUUUUGUAAAACUCAUACGUACCAACUCGUAAGCUCAGGAGAAACGUUCUACUAUAGUGGAGUUCUAGCAAAUGUAUGUUGCUUUCGUUGGUUUUAGCCCCUACGACGAAGGACGGGAAUACCUGCCGUGUCCCUACUGGUCGGAAGAAUAUUGAACGGCUAUAAAUUUGCUUUUAGAUGACCCACCUUUUUAGAUGGAGUCAAUGGAUUAAAUUAUAAAAACGUAACUAAUAGGUGCUUAUAGCGUAUUCAGAUUACGCCAUUUAUGAUAAUAAAUAUCAUGAUAAAGAGUAAAUUGAUGUCAAUUUUCAUACGUUCAAUUUUCUUUCUCAUAUUUAAUACGAUAAUGAUAAAUGGCGUUAUCUGCAUAGGCUAUUAUGCUGCUUUCAAAGCUGACGACAUGAAUCUCAAAUCUCUAGAGCGCUCGUCAAGUAGGAAAGAAGUGGAUACAAAUUUGGUGGAUCUGCUGAAAAAAAAAAGUGUGUAAAUUGUGAUUGAAUAUUUUGAGAAUGUUUGACUAAAAUAAAGGCUGUUGUUAUGAAAAAAAAUUAUGAUCCUAUUGUUUUGUUUUGUUAAUCAUAUUGUUAAUAUUAUUCGAAUUUCUUUAUAAAAACUCGGAGCUUGAUCCUAAUAGACAACUCCUUUGUGGACAAUUUCAUAUAACAUCUUAAGUUUAAGGGAUGUAACUGAUUGAUUUUGAACGAGUUGUCUGUUACAAAUGAUUUACAACAGAUCAUUUACACUAGUAGUCUAUGGAUUAGUUCACAGUUUUAUUCAAUAUUACAUUGCUCUUAAUUUAGUAUCGUAAGCGAAAGGAUUCAUUAUUCAAUUUCAAUGUCAAUUAAUAUUGCAUUUUUUUUAUUAUCAAUCGACAUUCCCGAGCCUAGCAUAUGAUAGCAACUUGAUGUUAAACAAAGUAGCAUACUCUAUUUAGCAUUCGAAGGGUAAUUAUGUGUUAUUAUGAUUGCUUUUAUCUCAAUGAUUACAAUUGCCUCAAGUGACACAGAAAAGCUGUUAAUCAUUUAUUAGUCAUGAGUCCAUUUUUAUUAAUGUUUCAGUAGAUAUGACAAAGAGUAGGUAUAUGGAGUGAUUCCCAUUCCCAUUUGGAAAUCCAUCGGCAUUUUGUAUCAAAUAUGAACACGACUUAAAAUGCAUAAUUUAUUCAUCGAAUUUAUGUUCAAUUUUGUUAAAUACUUUGAAAAAUCGAAAAGGAAAUAAAAGGAUUAUUAUUUUUUCACAGAUUGCAAAAAAAAACUGGAAGUUAUUGUUCCUGUUUUGUUACAAAAUCUAGGCCAAUAUUUGAAAAGGGGAACGGAAUCAUUCCUGUUAUUCGUCCAUAUUAUGGAGCAUUGGUUGCUGUCUCCGACUUUUGCAAAUGUCGGGGUAUAUAGACGAAAAACAUUAUUUUUAUUUUUACUGUUUGCCCUUUCAAAUGUUAGUCUAUUAUUAUUUUGAUUAUAUAAGUAUAUUCGUUUUUCAGUUAAUCUAAAUUAUAUGAUAUCGGUUAAUACCUCACACAGGAAAAUGAUAUAAUUGGAGUAAACAUUUAAAAAAAUAUUUAAUACUCAUACCUACUUUUGUUCUAAUUAUUUUGUAUCUACCGAUAAUACCGACUAUUAUUUUAGUAGUAUGUUUUCCCGUGAACAAACAAGUAAAACAGCGUACAUCGAAAAGACGGUUAUAUAUGAUUAAGACUAUGCAUAUAAAUAAGCUGUUUAUAUUUUACUGAAAUACAGAUAACAUUUCAUUUUACA